GUAAUGAGCACCUGCACACAGCACGCGCAGCCUAAAAAAAAUUUCAAAGAAUUCCAAAGAACAUUCUAAGCUUACCAAUACUUAAGGCAGGCAAAUUAUACGGGGAGUUACCAACCAGAGUUAAGCAGCACACAGUAGAUUAGUGAUGGUUAAAGAUACAAAGUUUUAUGAUGCGUUGGGAGUCCAACCCAAUGCCUCCGAUAGUGAGUUAAAGAAAGCAUACAGAAAGGCUGCGUUAAAAUAUCAUCCAGAUAAGAAUCCUUCACCAGAAGCAGCUGAGAAGUUUAAAGAAAUUUCUCAUGCUUAUGAAAUUUUAUCAGAUGAUCAAAAGAGAGAAAUUUAUGAUUCUUAUGGUGAAGAAGGUUUAAGUGGUCAAGGUGGACCAGGAGGAAUGGGAGCUGAAGAUAUAUUUUCACAAUUCUUUGGUGGAUCAUUUGGUGGAGCCGGAGCUGGACGUCCAACUAGAGGUAAAGAUAUUAAACAUGCUAUUUCUUGUACUUUAGAAGAAUUAUAUAAGGGAAGAACUGCUAAAUUGGCUUUAAAUAAAACUGUCUUGUGUAAUACUUGUAAUGGUUUAGGAGGUAAAGAAGGUAAAGUUAAAAAAUGUUCUGGUUGUAAUGGUACUGGUACAAGAUUUGUUACUAGACAAAUGGGUCCAAUGAUUCAAAGAUUUCAAACCACUUGUGAUACUUGUCAAGGUACUGGAGAUAUUUGUGAUCCAAAAGAUCGUUGUACUACUUGUAAAGGUAAGAAGACUCAACAAGAACGUAAAAUUUUACAAGUUCAUAUUGAUCCAGGUAUGAAAGAUGGUCAAAGAAUUGUCUUUUCUGGUGAAGGUGAUCAAGAACCAGGUAUUACUCCCGGUGAUGUUAUAUUUGCCGUUGAUGAAAGACCUCAUGAUAAAUUUACUAGAAAGGGUAAUGAUUUAUAUUAUGAAGCAGAAAUUGAUUUAUUAACCGCUUUAGCUGGUGGUGAAUUUGCUUUUAAACAUGUAUCUGGUGAUUAUGUUAAAGUCACUCUUUAUCCUGGUGAUGUUAUAUCUCCUGGAGCUGUUAAAGUUGUUGAAAAUCAAGGUAUGCCAAUCUAUAGACAAGGUGGUAAAGGUAAUUUAUUCAUUAAAUUUGCAAUUAAAUUCCCAACUAAGGGAUUCGCUGAUGAAGCUAAAUUAAAAGAAUUAGAAUCUAUUUUACCUGCUAGAACUAAAGUUUCAAUUCCAAAGGGAUCUGAAAUUGAUGAUGUUGAAGUUGUAGAUGUUGAUCCUUACAAACAUACUGCUGGAUCUAGACGUGAUGCAUAUGAUUCAGAUGAAGAAGAAGGUCAUCAAGGUCCAGGAGUACAAUGUGCUUCUCAAUAGAGAUUUAAUAAAUAUUAAGCUAUUUAAGUGUUUGGUAUUGGGGAUAUAGAUUCUUGACAAGGCAGUUAUAGUCUGAACUAUCUAGACUAAUUUAUU
Scheffersomyces amazonensis is the source of this 1450-nucleotide messenger RNA. RefSeq names its product type I HSP40 co-chaperone (gene YDJ1). Lineage: Eukaryota; Fungi; Ascomycota; Pichiomycetes; Serinales; Debaryomycetaceae. Gene Ontology annotation, cellular component: cytosol; cytoplasm; nucleus. Gene Ontology annotation, biological process: response to heat; protein refolding. Gene Ontology annotation, molecular function: ATP binding; Hsp70 protein binding. The record is from RefSeq and is a predicted model, not a curated record. Bases 146 to 1354 code for a protein of 402 amino acids. The transcript has a single exon.